AUAAAAGCCUGUCGUUCGCCUCCCGUCUGCGAGAGUUAUUGAUGGUGCAUCACCACCCCUGGCUAUAACAACCUGAAGAUUGACUAUUUAUUGGACAAGUUCCAGGGGUGUAACCACCAAACUGAACGAGUUCAAACUCGCAGCCUGGAGUCCUUGGUCUGUCUAACCACCAGGCUAGGUCAUCGAUUCCGACAGCGUCUGAGAGAAAAGACCAGUCGCCCCGCUCCUCGGGUUAGCCCACGUCCCACCUUACCAUCUUCAACCAGCCCUAACCUCUCUCUCCCUUCCGUUCCUCGCAGAACUCCCGCUCCUACUGUUCUGGUGAGUCAGGCGGCACUCCCGUCAGGUCCCCAAACCCGAUGCAGAUCCCGGCUAUCGAAAAUCAUUAACAUCAGUCCAUGACCAUAUCCGCCUUGGUGGAUUCCGGUGCCAAGGGAAGUCUGCUGGACGAAGACAUCGCCUCCCGGGACGGAAUACCUCGGGAGUCGUUAAAUACCCCUCUGGACUCCCGGGCACUGGACGGAAAACUGCUGGCUCGAGUGACCCACUGUAAGCUGCACUUGACCUUGAUUCUAACCGGAAACCAUCGGGAGAAGAACCAUGUUUCGAAAGACAACCAAGAAAAUUGUGGAGGAGAUGGACCCUGAAGGCACAUUGAUCCCUAUAGAAAGCGCAUAUAAUUCUGAUCGCUACAAGCCUCUUCGUCUCCUCAUCAAGAUGAAGAAAUCCUUCUUUUCCAGUAGAAAUAAAUAUCGUGCAACACCAUUCACACUGAGAGAUAUAUUGAAAGAUGGCCAAGAUUUAAAAUUUGGAUUGACUGGCUCAAGCCUUCCCAGUUACUCUGAGGAUUUCAGCGGCUCAGUCAGCGGGAAUGCUGAUGUGAAUGUCAGUAAUAUUGAGUCAGGAAUACAAGUGUCAGGAAGUACUUCGAAUUCUGUAUCUGUCGUGGAAAUGAGAAAACAAAUAAUAGAUGUAAAUAAAUUACUGGGUGUUAUUGGAAGCAGGAAGGUGAACAGAGAACACAGCUUUAUGAAGCAGCUUAUGGCGGAUGUUGUUUAUGUAGUGUCAGAAGUGAUAGAGACAGAAAAGUCAUGUACUGUAGAUUGGACAUCUGAGGCAGAAUCAAAACUAGGUAUACGGUUUAAUAUUCUGAGUGUUAAAAGUGGAUUCGGUAUAAACUUGGAGAAGAAGUUAACUUUUUCAGCCGGAACAACAAUUGCGUACAACGUCUCUGAACUGAGGAUUUCUUCAGAAGACACCAUGGAAUUAAAUUGGUGUUGGUUACAGAAGUGUCUGACAGCUGAAACAGACAAGAAAGGCACGAUUGCUUCUUCGGUCGAUGGGCUGACAAAGCUGUCUGCAGAGCAGAGACUGCUGUUCCUCAAGGUGGUCCUCGAAACUCUCAGCAGCAGUGAAAAUCUCCCAGUUCUUGAUGCAAUGCUGGAGCAGAUGCAUGAAGGUCUGCAACCUGAUCUUCAAGUGCUGGAUCAGAUGGAGGAAAGGAGCAGAGCCAGUGUGGAGAAGAUGCUGGAUCUGUUGGGAAUUAAGAAGGCUGAUCCACCUGGACAGCCCCUCACCUUAACUCAGGAUCAGAACAGCAUCAUCCAGGCAGUAAACUUUCUCAUCCAAUCACUCAGUGAAAUGGAUCCUGAAACUUUAAUCCUGUUGGCGCACUGUGUUGAGGCAAAGAUUAUAUCGAAACAACGAGAUCUGGUGACAAUAAUUGAUGAAAAGUGGUGCCUGGAGCAAAGAUGUCUGCUGGCAGAAGGUGCGGAGGAUCCGGAGAAGACUCUGAUAGCUCAGCUGACAGAUGAGGAAAUGGAGAUAACCCAGAGGAUUUUGGAUGGUUAUGGAUUUCAGAUGGAUAGGAAAAGCUCUUCAGUUUCACGCAUUGAUGGCCGUAGACAGCAAAGCGUACUUCCUCUCUUUGCUGCUCUGUCUGCUCUCUGUAUUUUAUCUGCCUAAACAAUUCAGAUAUGAUCUACACCUAUUUGCAUGGUCCUUUCCCGACAUUUUCCCUCUUCCUUUCAUUUUUCUGUGACCUUGUAAUGAGAGGGUUAAAAACAGAUCUUUUUUACUUGGAAUAGAGCUUUCUGUUCAUGGAACUUAUAAUGAGCAAGCCUAUUAGAAAGAAAAUUAAAACAUAAGGUCUUGAUUCAUGAGGUCAAUGAGGUCUUGAAGUAUAUGGAGCAAGCUCUUAAGGAACUUGUUUUCUUUCUUGGUUUGCAUAGUUUUGACUGACAAGAUUUUCAGAAACAAGUCAGACUUAUUCAAUGGAAAUGUAAAAUCCUCCUCAUCUAUCAUUAAGAAAUUGUUUUAGAAUAGUAGAUGACUGUAUAUGGAGAUUAAAAAACAAACAGUAAUAUACAGUAAAUAUGAGCAAUGAUCUAGCUGAUUGGACUUCUGUUCUCGGACUGGAAUUGCAAUGAGUGCAAAGGAUAUUUAAAUUGGAGUCCUUGAAAAGCAGAAGGUUUUGAGAUUUGCUAUCAUAUCAAUUAUCCUGUACUCUGUUUUAGACUUGUUAUUUUGUUAAUCCUUUGCAUCACUUGGUAGAAAGGUAUGGAACUUGUUCUUUUAUCAAUUGUUUUACACCUUGUUUUAAACCGAGCGUUUUAUCUGUCUCUGUGUUUCUAUUUUUUUGUUUCACUUACUAUACUCUAAUACCUGUAGCAACUUUGGAGUGUUUCUUCUCACUUAUUGAUUCAAAUGGUCAAAACCUGCUUGGCAUUCCUUUACAGACCUCAAUAGGAACUUUCUCCUGAGGUCUCUCUUUGUGUAUUUGAAGAAUAAAGCUUUCUCCUCCUAGGAUCAUCUUCAUGGCAGAGACGCUUGUGAGUUCCUGCCAUCCCUACAGCAAUGUCAUCUGGUGUUUAGCGCCUGGUAAGUUCAGUUGUGGCAAUAAGAUCAAGAGGGAGGUUCCAGAUAAAUAGCAAUCGAACCAAGACCUCAGCAGUGGAGCUGGCAGAAGAUGAUUACACAUCACAAUGGCAGUGCAGGGUCCCCACUUGUCUUGAAUUCCAUGCCACUGGACGCUGACCCUGAUCUGUCAAGGACCAUGUGGUAGCUUCCUGUGCAUCAACCUCUCCACGUUAUACAAAGUCACACACAGGCGUCCUCCUUUGAAGGAAUCCAUUCAAGCAUCCCAGAACUCUCAGGCCUGCACAGGCAGGCACCUUCCAGUCUCCAAUAGGAGUCGCCUACCAUUCGUUUGCAACUCAUCACCUGCAGCCUAUUUAAACCCAACUCUCAUCCACAGCCUUUUGUUCACCCAUUGAACAAGCCAUCCUCAACCAGUUGCUCCUAGCCUUUGGUUACCUUGUUGUUUGUCAUGUUAAUUAUCUGUUCUCUCUAGUUUUGUAGCCCCUUGUGGGUUGUUAUUUUGCAGUUUAUUAGUAAAAUAUCAUUUACUGCUGAA
This is a messenger RNA of Hypanus sabinus (Atlantic stingray), 3415 nucleotides long. RefSeq lists its product as uncharacterized. The record is from RefSeq and is a predicted model, not a curated record. The transcript is spliced from 10 exons. Gene Ontology annotation, biological process: programmed cell death. The coding region runs from base 601 to 1965 and encodes 454 amino acids. Gene Ontology annotation, cellular component: cytoplasm. Lineage: Eukaryota; Metazoa; Chordata; Chondrichthyes; Myliobatiformes; Dasyatidae.